Messenger RNA from Chara braunii, 869 nucleotides. NCBI's taxonomy places the organism in Eukaryota, Viridiplantae, Streptophyta, Charophyceae, Charales, Characeae. The record is from the annotation of a GenBank genome assembly.
CGGUCGUGACGGGAAGCACGUCAGGGAUAGGAAGGGCGAUAGCGGAGGCGCUGGCUAAGGCAGGCGCGACGGUUGUCGUGAAUGGGAGGACAGAGUCUACAGUGCGGAAGGUGGUAGGGGAACUUAAGUCUAAGUACGAUCAUUCUGGAGUUGAUUUCAUCGGAUUUACUGCUGAUGUGAGCACCAAAGUUGGUGCCGAGCACCUGUUAUCUUGCGUCUCUGCCCUUGGGCAACCUGUUCACAUCCUUGUUAAUUGUGUUGGAUUGGACGAUUUCAAGGAUUACUUCGACUUCACGGACUACGAUUGGCAGAAAUCGUUCGAUGCUAAUUUGAUGAGCGGGGUCCGAUUAUCUCGCGGGGUCCUGAACGGCAUGUUAUCAAAAGGAGAGGGAAGGAUUAUAAUGAUUUCCUCCGAUCUUGCUCUUCGACCCAAUCCGAGCUUCAUGACCCAUAGUGUAAUGAAGGCGGCGCAGUUGGCGUUCGUUAAAGGGCUCUCAGAACUUACAAAGGGGUCGAAAGUGACCGUGAAUUCUUUGGUGGUGGGGCCCACCUUCACAAGAGGGAUGGAAGACACGCUGAUCAAGAUCGCGGAGCAGAGAGGGGUUGCAUCCGAGGUCCUAGCUGAGACCUUCUUUAAGGAUGUCGAGCCUGGGUCGGUGAUCGACAGGUACAUUAAUCCGGAGGAGGUGGCGGCUUUCGUCCUCUUUCUAGCGUCCGAUCAGGCCAAGUCAAUCAACGGCUCUGCGCAACGGAUUGAUGGCGGGAUCGUCAAACACGUGUAAAGCUAGACACAGGAGUCUGUUUCAAAAUGAGCGGCGGCGGCGGUGGUGAAGCAUUUGACAGGAGUGCGAGAUGAGCUGGCAAAGGGC